UGUAAUCCAUUUCCUUUAUAAAUGGUUUAUUUAAAUAAUUACACUUGUACUAAUUGUAUGUUUGAGUGUGAGAAAUGUAACAUUUAUGAAGGGAUGCAGGAAACUGGUUAGCUGGAUUUGAGUCCUGGAGGUGGGAAGUACAGUGCCUUGCGCUCUGAAGGAGGGGUGGAGAUAUGUUGCAGUUUUUGAACUGUAGUAUCAGCAUGCCUUUGGCAAAACAGUGAUGGAGUGAAUGAUAAUGAAAGUGUUUCUUCUUUUUCAGUUCACCCUGCCUUGGCAGGAAAUGGCUGAUGUGUUAAUAAAAAAAACAUUUUCACUGAACAACAUUGAAUAGAUAUGCACAUUAAUACUCACUUCUAUAUUUCAGGUAUAUUCAGAGAUAUGAGAAACCCUUGCAAGAUGUCUCUACUUUCUUUAGCCCGUGCAUGGGCUUCACUCCCAGAUAUAAUCACCAGAAGCUGCUGCUAUGUACUAAAUUUAUUAAUUUGGAAUAAAAAUUAUAUUUAUUGAAAAACAAUACAGGUAGAUAAAUUGUGAAACGAGAUAUUAGUGUCCGCCAGUGAUGAUACGUUGAUCACGGAAUGAAAGGAACGCCAUACUAAUUUAUAGUAUUUAAGGACAAAUAUAAUUACUGUAUUACACAGUGAGUGAUGACAAUUCAAAUGGAAAAUAAAAUCUUUGUGAUAUGGACUUACGAUGCUGGGUGAUUUUUAUUUUUAGUAUAUUUUUAUUUUUAUGUACAAUUUGAAGAACCUUUUUAUUGUACUUUUGCUAAGCUGCAAACUACUACUUGGUGUUUACAACAUCAAGUACCAAGUUUUACCUAUGAUAAUGAACACUGUACUUUAAUGGUGAUUGUAUGAAGCAGUAUGGCCAGCUGGUAUCCUGAUAUAGAAAUGGAGGAAACAGGUGUUGGUGCACGAGGACGAGGAAAUGGAAAUAAUACCACAGGGGCACGGGGUUGUAUCCGCACACGCCAGUACACUGGUACUUCCUAUAGAGACAGUGGGGAAAUAAAGUUCUGCAUAUCAGAGUACAAGAGUGAUGCAUUUCAGAUGAUGUUACUGAUGAAAAGCAAUCAAAUGUUGACCGAUGUCAAACUUGAAGUUGGCAGGGAAAUCUUCCAUGGCCACAAAAUUGUUCUUGCAGCAGCCAGCCCAUAUUUCAAGGCUAUGUUUACUGGUGGCUUACGGGAGUGUGAAAUGGAUACAGUAAAGCUACAAGGUGUCUGUCCUACAGUCCUGGCUCACCUUCUCUGCUUCAUGUAUACUGGCGAGAUUGUCAUCAACGAGAUGCUCGUGUGUCAGCUUCUUCCUGCAGCCACUAUGCUCCAGAUGAACCAUGUAAUUGAUGCAUGCUGCACUUUCCUCGAGCAACAACUUGAAGCUGGGAAUGCCAUUGGCAUUGCGAGCUUUGCUCAGCAACAUGGCUGCAUGGAUUUGUAUCGCAAGGCCAAUACAUUUAUAGAACAACAUUUCUCAGAGGUUUCAAUGGAAGAAGAGUUUUUGCAGUUAUCUAGUUGCCAGUUAGUCAACCUCAUCCAGCGAGAUGAACUUAAUGUACCUGAUGAGAAGGAUGUAUAUAAUGCUGUUCUUAAGUGGGUAAUGCAUGAUGAAGAUAAUAGACAACCUAAAAUGGAACAUAUUCUCCAGGCAGUCAGAUGCCAGUACUUAUCCCCACGAUUCUUAACUGAGCAGAUGAAAAACUGCAAGUUGUUAAUGAAGGCUCCUGCUUGUAGAGAAUACCUAGCAAAAAUAUUCCAGGCGAGUAAUUUAGCAGCAUUUGUAUUUUUUGUAAAAUUUAGUUUGUAUAAAUGUGCAAACUGCUGGAAGAUGACUCCCCAUUCUAGGGAUUGACCCUCUGACCUCUCAAAUGGGAGUUGAGUGUGUCACCACCUGGCCACAGGAGGUCAUAGUACUGUAUUUUUGUCAGAAGAUGUUACUCUAAGAGUAAAACCUUCUCAAGACAAAUCAGAUGUAGUGCUGAAGUGUCUGACUCUGCCUCAGUAACAAUGUUGAAUGUAUCUUUAGAUUAUUAUUAUAAUCAAAAAAGAAGCUCUAAGCCACAAGGGCUAUACAGCGUAUCUUUUUAGAAAUGUGAUAGUUUGUGAUAUUUAGCUUGUACUUGUACAAGAGGUCAUGAUUAUAAUACUUUCAGAUAUAGUACUUUCAGAAUACAGUAGGGCCCCACUUUAUGGAGUUUCACUUAAUGGCAUUCCACUAAUGCUAUACGGCUCCACCUGACUUUCUAAUACGGUCACCACACGCCACCCAGUUUGUUUACAUUCUCCGUGAGCAUGGCUGUCCAUUAUUUCUGGAAACUUUCCAAAA
This is a messenger RNA of Cherax quadricarinatus, 2330 nucleotides long. The record is from RefSeq and is a predicted model, not a curated record. NCBI's taxonomy places the organism in Eukaryota, Metazoa, Arthropoda, Malacostraca, Decapoda, Parastacidae.